Paramecium octaurelia is the source of this 709-nucleotide messenger RNA. The record is from the annotation of a GenBank genome assembly. Lineage: Eukaryota; Ciliophora; Oligohymenophorea; Peniculida; Parameciidae.
AUUAAAUGGCCAUUUUUCAUCAUCUACUGUUCCUUGCAUUUCCCAUGAUUGUUUUUGCUGCCUAAUCCAAAAUUGAAGGCAAGGUAUUGUAUUGUAAUGCACUCUCCUUUAUUUUUUAAAGAAUUACAAAGAGAAUUUGUACAGGAUGAUCCAAUUCUCAAAGUAACACUCAAUUAUGGAUAAUACGAAACAUACACCUAAAAAAAUGGGAUCUUUGCAUUGUACACUGUUCAACAUUAUUGUUAGUUAUAAUAUUCCAAAUGGUAGAUACUUCUUAGAGAUUCAUUCUAAAUAUUUUGUUUAUGAAUCAGCAUUUAUUGAUGUAUACACAAGCAAUAAAGGUACAAAUGUUUCUGUGUCAAAAAUUCACCCAAUAUCAAGAUAAAAGCCUAAAUAACAAUAAUAAACUAAAUAAUAAAGAAUACAAACAAGGGAUUCAAUGCUAUUUGAGAUCAUCUAAAGAAAAGAUUACUUUGAAGUAAUUGCGUAUAAAAUAUUUCAAUAGAAAGAGGAUGAGUUGAGCUUAUCAUCAAUCUAUCAAAAUUAGUAUUUCUUCAUGAUUGCAAUAACUAUUGCAAUGUUAUUCUUUGUUAAAAAAAUGCCAAUAGGUAAAAGUAGAUUUAAUUAAAUACACUAGAGGAAUUACAAUCAGCAGAAAGAGCUCCAUAAUAAUAGUGAUUAUUAAUAUUGUAUAUAUAUAAAACGAUGG